Puccinia triticina is the source of this 2313-nucleotide messenger RNA. RefSeq lists its product as uncharacterized. Gene Ontology annotation, molecular function: calcium ion binding; actin lateral binding. Gene Ontology annotation, cellular component: actin filament bundle; cell junction; actomyosin contractile ring. The record is from RefSeq and is a predicted model, not a curated record. The transcript has 17 exons. Bases 1 to 2313 code for a protein of 770 amino acids. Gene Ontology annotation, biological process: actin filament bundle assembly; actin cytoskeleton organization. Lineage: Eukaryota; Fungi; Basidiomycota; Pucciniomycetes; Pucciniales; Pucciniaceae.
AUGUCAAUGAUGGAAGACGAGCACAACUGCCAAGACGAGGACCAAGUGCGGUCGACGAGCAGCGCGAGUGGCGAUGAUGAUAAUCACAGCGUAUGCACCUCAACGACCAGCAUCGACAGCUCGGCUCUCCUCGCCAGCACCGGCCACAAACUCCUGCCCCAGUUUGCAAUGCGCCCGAAAGCUAAAACGCUAUUCUCGAGCAAGCUUCAUCAAAAGCUACAGAUGCAGACCGGCCAUCGGCCGAGCCAGAGUGUCUCCGCCGUCUCGGCAGCCCCCACGCCCUCCUUCGCCGACCGGCCAUUCCCCGCUCAUGCCGGAAACUCUGUGGUCACUUCUACCUAUAAACCUCCGACGAUCAGUGCUAGGGAAACUACGGAAUUCGAGGACGUCCAGGCUCGGACGUUUUGUAAAUGGCUCAAUGCCAAGCUGGAUGUGCGCAAGGUGGCCCCGAUGUCGAACUUGAGCCAAGACCUAUCGGAUGGCACGAAUUUAAUCCAGCUCAUGGAAAUCAUGGGCGAUGCUUCGUUGGGUCGUUACAAUCGGACACCAAGGAUGCGCGUCCAGAAGGCCGAAAACGUCAACAAAGCCCUCCAAUUUAUCCAAUCGCGAGGAGUCACUCUGACCAACAUCGGCCCCGAAGAUGUCAUCGACGGAAAUCUCAAGCUAAUACUGGGACUUAUUUGGACCCUUAUCCUCCGGUUUACUAUUGCCGAUAUCAGCGAAGAGGGUGUCAACGCAAAAGAAGGUCUCUUGCUAUGGUGCCAGCGGAAGACGCGAGGCUAUGAGUCCGUAAACGUCACAGAUUUCAGCGGUAGUUGGCAAGACGGUCUUGCAUUAUGUGCUCUUAUUCAUCACCAUCGACCGGAUCUGAUUGACUGGGACAAUUUGCCCCGAGGAGAUCAACACGCAUGUACCCAGAUGGCCUUUGAUAUCGCUGCCACCAGCUUAGGUGUACCCCAACUGCUUGAAAUAUCCGAUCUUUGUGAUGCUACGAAACCUGAUGAGCGAUCUGUAAUGACAUAUGUUGCUCAAUACUUCCACGCCUUUUCAUCCAUGGAUAAAACGGAAGUGGAGGCCCGACGUGUGGCGAAUUUCGUAGAGAAUCUGAAAUCUAUAUGGGCGUCGACGAACGAUUACGAGCAGCGAGUGACUGAACUGAUGGAGGAGAUCAGACAGACGAUUGCGACUCGAUUGACGAGCACUCUCCCCUCAACAUAUCCGCUCAUCAAGGAGCUUGCCGCGGAUUUCCAGAAGUAUAAGCAGACCACCAAGCGAGAUUGGGUCGCCCAAAAGAACGAGGUUGCUGGCUUGCUCGGCAAUAUCGUCACCAAACUCAGGACGUACAACUUGAGGACCUAUGUUCCACCUGAAGGAUUGAAAUUGACGGAUCUGGAGGCGUUCUGGAAAGAGUUACUGGUCACUGAAGCUAAGCGAUCAAGGUCUAUCAACGCCAGCAUCCAAGGAAUUAAAGAAGGUUUGCGAGUCCGAUUUGCCGAUUUAGCCAAUGCUUUCGAGCACCAGCUUCAUCAAUACGCCCUAGAAUUAGCAGCGCUAACGGGUCCACUAGAUGACCAACUAUCCCGCGCCAGACAAAUUCAAACAAGCCUAGGCGAUGAGUUCUCGGCCUCACUGGCGCGCGUUAAACAGGCCGAGCAGGACUGUCUAGAGGCGAACGUUGAAGAAAACGAUCACACCGUCUAUACCGCUGACGACCUCGAGUUCGAGACCGAAGAGGUCCGCAAAUCUGCCGCCCGGAAAAUCGCCUUUGUCGAGAAUCAGAUCAUCUCGGCUGGGAUGACUAAGCUCACACCGGCUCAGAUCGAAGAGUUUGAAACGACGUUCCGGUAUUUCGAUAAGGACGAAGAGAACAAACUGGGUUUUCCCGGGUUCAGCGCGGCGCUUGCGAGUUUGGGGAUUGUCUAUUCGGACUCGGAUACCGAGCAUAUUCAUCACCAGAUCGCUGGGAGAGACGGGAUGGUCACUUUCGAGGCUUUUGUUGGGUUCUUGGUCCAGAUCACUGAAGACACCACUUCGCCGGACCAAGUCAGGGAAUCAUUCAGAGGCAUUGCUGGCGAUAAGCCGUUUCUUACGGAGCUCGACCUUCGACACGCGCUCGUACCUCAAGCGACCAUCGACUACCUCCUUGCAGCCAUGCCCCCCUUCUCCUCUGACCAACGAGACAACAGCAAAUCGUUGCCCGCCGACCAUCCUUCUUCCUCUGCUUCGAACCCAGAUGAUCCGAAUGGACAAGUCUCCGAUACUCCUGCUUUUGAUUACGAACGCUUCUUGACUCAGUUAUUUGAAUUCGUUUGA